Molecule: messenger RNA, 1339 nt
Organism: Vicugna pacos (alpaca)
Lineage: Eukaryota; Metazoa; Chordata; Mammalia; Artiodactyla; Camelidae
Source: RefSeq, a predicted model, not a curated record
AUGUCAGAGACAGUGCUAAUGAAGUCCUUUGCGUGCAGACAUGCCUCAGCCGAGGACAUUAAAAAGGCAUAUCGGAAACUGGCCCUGAAAUGGCAUCCAGAUAAAAAUCCUAAGAAUAAAGAAGAAGCGGAGAGAAAAUUCAAGCAAGUGGCUGAGGUGUAUGAGGUGUUAUCAGAUGCUAACAAACGGGACAUCUACGACAGAUAUGGCGAAGAAGGAUUAAACGGUGGUGGUGGAGGUGGAAGUCACUUUGACAGUCCAUUUGAGUUUAGCUUCACAUUCCGAAACCCAGAUGACGUCUUCAGGGAAUUUUUUGGUGGAAGGGACCCAUUUGCUUUCGACUUCUUCGACCCAUUUGAGGACUUCUUCGGGAAUCAAAGAGGCCCCCGUGGGAGCUGGAACCGAGGAUCACGGUCGUUCUUCUCUGCUUUCAGUGGAUUUCCUGCCUUUGGAGGGGGAUUUUCUUCUUUUGAUACAGGAUUCAUGCCCUUUGGUUCACUAGGUCAUGGAGGCAUCAUGUCUUUUUCUUCCGCGGCAUUCGGUGGUGGUGGGAUGGGCAACUACAAAUCUGUAUCAACUUCUACUAAGAUGGUUAACGGCAGAAAAAUCACUGCAAAGAGGAUUGUCGAGAACGAUCAGGAAAGAGUGGAAGUUGAAGAGAACGGCCAGUUAAAGUCCUUGACAAUAAAUGGUAACGAGCAGCUGCUGCGCUUGGAGAACAAGUAGCUCCCGGCCCGCGCGGCACAGGAACGUGCCGCGUAGCGGGCGCCCCGAGGCCUGGCAGGUUUCAGACGAACUCGCCUUUUCGUAUAACUGUACCUGAUCUAACGUAUUUAUACACAGCUCAUCGGAGCCCUGUUUGUCAUAGACUUUUGAGUUUAUUGUUGGGACCACAUGAUAGGACCUUUUUUUGUCUUUAAUAUUGUAAAUCUCUGUAUGCACUUUGCUUUUUUAUUAAACAUAAUUCAACGCGGCCAUGACUCUUUCGUACACUGACACCAGCCCGGGCCUGCUUCCCAUUGUGCUUGCAACGUGAGCCAACUAGUGUAAGCCUGCUGUGAAGUUAACAUUGCCAGGACGAACCUUCCACAAAAGUAAUUCCAGUUUUCUUCAGUAUUUCCAGUAGUGAAAGACAUUCUUGCGUUAAUGGUAACACAUUUCUGGUUUAAUAUGAAUUGAGGAUGUUUUCUAGUUGUGCAUGAAUGCUGGCAACUUAGUAAGUUUUGAAAAUUGUUUAGGUAUGUAAUGUUAAGCUUAGGUUUAAAAAAGUAAAGAUGGUAAACUGGGUCUUUGUUAUUUGCUUAAAAAAAAGAAAAUAAAUGCAAAUGUGUUUGGUGCA